Brenthis ino (lesser marbled fritillary) is the source of this 1263-nucleotide messenger RNA. The record is from the annotation of a GenBank genome assembly. Lineage: Eukaryota; Metazoa; Arthropoda; Insecta; Lepidoptera; Nymphalidae.
AUGCCUCAGUUCAUUCAAAGGCGCAAGUACUUUAUAACGUCUAUGGCACCCAGCAAUGCUGCGCGGCUUUUCCUAAUUAUCACUUCUAUAAGCUUAAUGAUAUCUGUUAUAUGGAUACAGUUGAUUGAAAAAGAAGACACGUCCAGUUUAGUUACGGAAGCUCUGCAAAAUGUUGCACGAGAUCACAGAUAUGCCGAAGUGUAUAGGAAAGUUGAAAGAUUGCAGAAAGAUACUAAAUAUAUACUUCUGUGGACGUCGUACGAAUUUUCCCCAUUCUAUUAUUUUGGUAACGGUCAGAGAGCGUUUAUUGAUAAAAACUGUGAAAAUAUAAAUUGUUAUGUUACGACGGACAGAAACUUUUUUGAUGGAGACACGACAAAAUUUGAUGCCAUAGCCCUCAAUGGACGGAAUAUUGAUACACUGACAAAAUCGCAACUGCCUGCAUAUCGGUCUCCACAUCAAAAAUUUAUAUACGUUAAUUCAGAAUCCGCCGACAACUAUCCAGUGUGUGCAGAUAUUUUUGAUAACUUCUUUAAUUGGUCUUCUACAUACCGUUUAGAUUCUGAUGUACCAUUUCCUUACAUCCAAAUAAGGAACUCCAAAGGAGAUAUUGUAGGCCCGAAAAAAGAUAUGAAGUGGAUUGAAAAUGGCUUUGUAUUAGAUGAAGAUUUGGAAGCAACCAUCCAGAAUAAAAGUAAAGCUGUAGCUUGGUUUGUUUCCCAUUGUACUAGUAGGAGUGGUCGAGAAGUUUAUGUGAAACAAUUACAAAAAGAAUUACAGAAAUAUGGUUUCACAGUGGAUAUUUAUGGUUCAUGUGGAUCGUUAAAAUGUCCAAAAUCUAGGAAACACAGUUGUAAUUCGAUUUUGGAAAGGGAUUAUUAUUUUUAUUUGGCGUUCGAAAAUUCAUUUGCAGAAGACUAUGUGACUGAAAAGCUGCUCACUGCAUUACAACAUGAUGCUGUCCCUAUUGUUUAUGGGGGUGCAAAUUAUUCCAGGUUUCUUCCACCAGGGUCUUAUUUGAACGCUCAAAAUACCAAUCCGAACGAACUUGCGAAAACUAUAGUCGAAGUAAUGUCAUCAAAGGAAAAGUAUAAGAAGUUCUUUUAUUGGAAGUUAUCAUACACUUACCACGAUCCGAGCACUAAAGAUAACGUGUGUUCUCUUUGCAAAGCACUUAAUGAUAGGGAUUUUGUUAAAAAACAAGGUAUUUAUAGAAAUUUUAGAAAGUGGUGGAAUCCAAAAUACGGGGACUUAUGCAGGGUA